UGCCGGACCACGGUACGGGUAUGACGUGUCUAAGAUGCUCCUUUUCGCCGCUCUCAUAGCUGCCCUUUCAGUUGCCGUAUUGUCUUCUCAAUUUCAUGAUCUCAGACAGCAACUAACAGAAGAGGAAUGGCUGACUUUGAUAGGGCAAGAGGAAACAGGAGCCUUGUAUGACAUUGUCCACCCGGUGCUGCCGUCCCGUCACCGCCGCACUCCCACCACUCCACACCAGCUGCUCUUGGAUGCUCCUGUACUCCAGAAACAGUUCACCCUGGACCUCCAACCAGCAACUUCUCUCCUGGACCCAAGGUUUGCGCUGGUCAGCCGCUGGGGCAACCGGUCAGAGCAGCUACCCAUGGACCUGGUAGAGACGGACUGUUACUUCACCAGUGUUGGGGAGGAGAGGGCAGCAGUUAGCGUCUGCGGAGGGGUGAGAGGAGUAAUUAAACCACCAGGAGAUGAGUACUAUGUGAUAAACCCACUGCCAAAGAGGUUCACCAAAAGGUCGUCCGACCGAUCUUCUUCUUCUCCUCAUGUGAUAGUCCGUAAACACAUCAGUCAUUUCCACACGGACCUAAACAGAGUGAGAUCUUCUAGUCUGAACAGUGGAGACUCGUUUUGUGGAGUGAGAUCGGAGGCAGUGCCUAUCCAUAACACAGGACGUGUGAGGCGAGCAACCAACUCGCCUGUUCAUGUAGAGACUGCUGUCUUUGUAGACAGUGACAUGUUCAACCUCAUGUCCAACAACUUCCCCACUGACACAGAGCGAGAGGUCGUCCGGUUUGUGUUAGCUAUGGUUAAUGCUGUUCAACUGUUAUACCACGAUCCGUCAUUAGGACAGCCAGUUACGUUUGUGAUGAAGCGUUUAGAGAUCCUACACACAGACCCGAGUGGCUUGGUCCGCUACCACGACAUUGACAAGUUUCUUGGUAACUUCUGUGCAUGGCAAAGGGAGGAGAACCCCGUAGAUGAUGCAGAUCCUCUGCAUUGGGACCAUGCUCUCAUACUCACUGGGCUCGACUUGUUUGUACGCAGCAAGAACGGAAAGUUCAGCAGCCAGGUUGUAGGCCUAGCACCAGUAGCUGGUAUGUGUACCCCCACCAGCAGCUGUACAGUCAACGAGGGAAGACAUUUUGAGAGUGUCUACGUUGUGGCACAUGAAAUAGGACAUAAUCUAGGCAUGAGACAUGACGGCCCUCUAGCAGACAACAACUGUGACCCGACCAGCUACCUCAUGUCCCCCACCCUGGGCAGUGGCAAGAUAACAUGGUCUGAGUGUAGCAGACAUUACCUACUACAGUUUCUCAGGAGCCCACAGUCUCACUGCCUCAUGGAUCAUAAUGACCAAAGCCAACUUGAUCAUUCUAGCCACGGAGCUCUGCCUGGAGAGAGGUUCGAUGCUGAUCAGCAAUGUAUGUUGAAAUACGGAGCUGGAAGCAGACAUGCGUCUUCACAGCCUUUACAUGACCUAUGUCGAGAUCUCCACUGCCAUCGUGAUAGAUACACAUGGACCUCCCAUCCAGCUCUGGAAGGUACAACUUGUGGCACUAACAAGUGGUGCCGCAGUGGACGCUGUGUGCCCCGCAGUCUGUCCCAGCUGCAGGCGGGCCCGGUGUCAGGACAGUGGGGGCCCUGGGGGCCGUACUCUGAGUGUGCGUCCGGCUGUCUGCAGGGGGAGCCUAGUGGGCUGGGCCAAGGCAGCACAGGCAUCAUGUUUGCAUACAGGCAAUGCAACAGUUGA
Messenger RNA from Macrosteles quadrilineatus (aster leafhopper), 1738 nucleotides. RefSeq names its product A disintegrin and metalloproteinase with thrombospondin motifs 6-like. The transcript has 12 exons. Gene Ontology annotation, cellular component: extracellular matrix. Gene Ontology annotation, molecular function: metalloendopeptidase activity. Gene Ontology annotation, biological process: proteolysis; extracellular matrix organization. Bases 35 to 1738 code for a protein of 567 amino acids. The record is from RefSeq and is a predicted model, not a curated record. NCBI's taxonomy places the organism in Eukaryota, Metazoa, Arthropoda, Insecta, Hemiptera, Cicadellidae.